AUCUCCUCUCAAAAAACCCUAAUCAUCUCUCUCUCAUUUCCUCACCGCCGCUGAUCAACGGUGGUCACUUCCUCAUCCACUUAAAACCGAUCUCCUACACAAACCUAAAACACCAUGGCUCCCACCGCUACCGCAACCGCAACCGCCACUACCUCCUCAGACGCCGGUGAAGGACCAGUGAUGGCCCUAAUCAACAAACGCCUCCGCGCCCUCCGCAAGAAACUCAACCGAAUCACUCAAAUGGAAGAAUCCCUCUCCCAAGGCAAAACCCUAAACAAGGAGCAGCAGGAAGUCCUCCGCUCAAAGCCUUCCGUCCUCACCAUCAUCGAAGAGCUCGACAAGCUCCGCACUCCUCUCUCCGCCGCCGUCGCAGAAGAAAUCACCCUCGCCGCUACUACCACCACCACUCACCACCACCAACCUCAAGUGAACGCUCCCGCGGAGGAGGAAGUUAGCGGCGUUCAGUUGGAGGAUUUGGCGAAUCUGCUGUACUUUGGGGCGCUCUUUGAUGUGAAGUCGCAGAACGAGUUGGCGGCGAUUAUGGUGACGAGGACGCACGAGAGGGGUUGCUGUUUGGUUUACGAUACGGUUACGGAUGAGUCAACGGAUCUGUUGUGUGAUAAGGAUCUCGAUUUGAUCUCGGAGCUUUGGACUAUGAUGGUCUCUAGGCCUGCGGAUUCGUUCUUGUCUCAUAAGAACGCUUUGGAGCGUUGUGUGGAGCAUGCUAAGCUUUGGUUGGCUAAUUCGGAUCAGCCGAUUUCUUCCAACUGCAAUGUUUCAUAUGCUGGAUUGAGAGAGAAGUUGAAGAAGAUUAUGGGUUCUAAUUACUUCACUAUUACGCCUGAGAUGGUUGUGGCACCGGUUGAAGCAGUAGCUGUGGAAGCUGCUGGUGACUACGCUUCUUUCCAAGUCGCUGCUGACAAUGAGCAAAAGGAAGAAGACGCAUCAAACAGUAAAGAACAAGAAGCUGCUGUUAAUGAUCAACCUGAGCAACCAAAGGAUGAGCUAGUGACGGAAGGAGAGGUGGUCCAAGGACAGCAGGAACAAGGUUAUACGCAGGUGGAAGGAGGGAGGUCAAGGAGAGAUUAUCAACAACAACAACAGUAUGUGCCUCGUGGAACCCACCAGAACCAGAGAGGUCAUCGAGGUGCUAGAAGAGGUCAUUCCAAUGCCCCCCGGGGAGGUAGAGGUGGUGGUAAUGGUGGCUACUCGAAUGGGGGGAGGUAUGAAUCUUAUGAAAAUUCAGGUGGAAACGGGUACCAAAGGAGCCACUACAACAACAGAGGAAGGGGACGUGGUGGUGGUGGUGGUGGAGGAAAUGGCCAUUCUUACAACAACAACCAAGACUCAAAUGUCACUGUUGCGUCUUAGCUUUGCUACCUUUUUAGCUUUUGGGUGCGUCUCUUUGUCUUCCGCUAUGACUCUCAUAUAAAAGCCUUAUCUCGGGUUUGGACCUUUUGUCACCUGCGCUUUUGUUAUGUAUGAACUUUUGUUUUUUCUUUUAUGGCCGUCAGUUAAUAUGGAUCUUCUGUUCUCUCCAUGAGAGCCAUUUCUGAUUGUCAAAAUUAUUUACGUAUUCAGCAAAUUUGACUAGCUAAGUCGUGAGCCCGUCUACAGUAGUGAAAUAGUGAUUUUUUUGUAACUGGUUGUUUAAAUCAAGG
This is a messenger RNA of Eruca vesicaria subsp. sativa (arugula), 1661 nucleotides long. Lineage: Eukaryota; Viridiplantae; Streptophyta; Magnoliopsida; Brassicales; Brassicaceae. The record is from the annotation of a GenBank genome assembly.